UCGUAGUUACUGUCCACUCUACGCUCCGCUGGUAAGAAAGGGGGUUAACGCUUUACGGUGGUGGCACUGUCGGAGUGACGUUCUACGGGUCUACAGGUAUAAGGUGCGGCGACCCCAUGUUCUGAGAGGACGUCACGGGUCUACAGGCAUACAGCAUGAAGCAGAAGGCACUGUGGGAUGUAGUGUUUCUUCUGGGCAUUACAACCACUUAUGCUGCCGCUUCCAGGAACCACGGCCGCCCACUUCUCCUCAACAGUCGAUCAAACAAACCUACACAAAGUCCGCCAAUUUCAGACCAGUUCCCGGACAAAGAAGGUGAAAGGCGACAGCUCUCAGGUCAUGCCAAAGUGAAUUCCGAUUAUUUCUCUGACUCAGGAAAUGGCGAGGAAACCUCAAAACACAAUCAAGCUUCUACCGGCGAUGACUCCGAUAAGGUCUCUGGUAGCACUUAUGUCGCUCAAAGAGACACUUUUCAGUCUUUAUGGGAGAUUCUGGCUUCUUUAAGUAACCGCCCAGCAGAGGAUUCUUACAACAUCCUGGAACUUGUAGUUAAGAACCACAAGUCACCAGUGAAAUGUGAAAAUCUCUCUAUUAAGAUGAAAGAGUGUCUGGAGAAUAUGAAGAGACAUUCGGCAACAAUUCAGAAAUCUUCAGAAAGAAUAAACCACCCGGAUGACGUCAAACAUAAAUCAGAGAGGAAGCAGAAUUCUCAGACUACUAUUCAAGACAUUGUUGACGACUCCCAGGAACAGUCAAAAAACAUAAAUGAAUUCCCUGAGAGUAUGAAAAAAAGUCUAAACAACACUGUAAACGCUCCAGACCAUGUGAGUGAGAGUUACGUUUCUUUAGAUCAACCAUUGAGGAACCUCCAGCUAUUUUUGACAGGGAAUUCAUCGACAACAAUACAACAGCCUCCUGACAGACUCUUCAACCCAUUUCUUACUACACAUAAUAAAUAUAUUAACCGUGGGCGAAGUUCCUUUGGUCCUGAAGGGUCGUCUCCUCAGGCGCAGAAACAUUUAUUCCACUAUCUGCAGAAGAAACAUAACCCACUUAGAAUUCACGCGAACCAAGUGUCGAAAACACCUCCCACCAUACACGAUGGAAGUACUGAUGACUACAGAGAGCUGAUUGAAGCAUAUCUAGAAGACAAAAGAAAUGUUAAUGAUAUUUCUUAUUGUGGACAUUAUUCCCACCAUCAAAAUCUUAUUCCCGGAGAACUGAUCAAUGCAGAAUAUCCGAGGGAAGGAAAAAGAUCAAAGAGAACAGCAAGUGAUUAUCAUCUUCGGCAGGAGAGAUCUUCAGCGUCUUACAAUCAUGUUGUCUACCAGGAGGACUCAGGGGACACUAUGGAUCAUCGACCUUCCCUCACCCCUCAGCCGCUGUCAGAUAGCGGCGUCAAGCUGGGUGGUUUCCUCAUCGACGUUCUCAUCACCACAGGACACGUCGACAUCCACCUCGUCACUCAGGGCAAUAUUGUACAAGGGCUGGACACAGUAGCGUCGAUGAUGAACGAUCGGUACAUUCAGAUUGAAAUAUGGACUGACCUGACGCUGUUUCUCACACACCUUGGCCCCACGGAAGGUUACCUGAGUACUGACCAAUUCAUCGUGUAUGGGUCUUCUUCCGACAUUCUCUCCAUCAUCAAAAAGAGACGAAUCUUCAUGGACGUCAUCAACACAGGGAUAACAACGUGGUACUAUGUGGUGCUGGACGACACAGCUACUAAUCAGGAACUAGCGGAUGCCCUGGAGGAGGGGUCUCACUCCCUCCUGCUGCGCCCCUCACAGUAUUCCUCACAAGACUGGGCAGCCUACACCCUUAUCUCUCCUGGCGACGGCACCAGGCACUUCCGCUUCGUGGGCAAGUGGACCAAGGGUAACGGGCUGAAGGUAAUAAGACAGCUGUUCCCUCCUUUUUCUACUAACCUGUGGGGCCGAAAACUCACCAUAGGCGUCAUCAACAAGCCGCGAGUGUUGCAGCUACAGGAGGCCACGAGGUCCUCCCCGGCCACCAUGGAAGGAUACUCCCACGAUAUCCUGGUGGUGAUAGAGCGCUACCUCAACUUCAGCGUCGUCCCCCGCAGGUUCAAGGACUGGGGCACUCCAGCACGCAACGGAUCCUGGGAUGGCGUCAUAGGAGCCCUCUUCAGGAAGGAGAUUGACUUCAGCCCCAUGGACUUUACACCAACGAAGGAGAGUCGUGAGGUGAUUGACUUCAGUGAGUGGGUCGGCGAAGAUCCUGUGGUGAUUACCUCAGCAGCUCCUCAACCCAUGAUAAGGCCCUUCCUUCUGCUGGAGAUCUACCAUCCCUGGGUGUACGUGUCCAUGUUAGGUGUGCUGGGGAUGAGUGGGGUGACUAUAUAUCUGCUCACCUGGGCUAACGUGGUACUCCUGAAGGGGGUCUACCCUCCGCCACGCUCACUGCGCUUUACGGACUUGUUCUUCAGUGCCUGCAAGACCGUCGUGUCGCAAUGGGUGAGGGUGUUACCGAGAGAGUUUAGUGCCAGGGUGUUCUUCAUGAUGGUGCUGAGUAUGUCCCUAGUGCUUGAUGCCGCCUACCAGGGACACAUUACUGCCUUCAUCGCCCUACCUAGAUUCACGGCGGUGAUCGACAACCACGAGCAGCUGUCGGCAAACAAGAGCGUGAUUCCGGUGACAGAGCGACACUCAACCACCCAGACGAUGAUCAUGGAAUCAGAGAGAGAGUCCUUCCAGAAGCUAGCGGCCCGCCUUCAGGUGUUUGACGCUAUUUUUUUGGACUCGGCAGCCUUCUACGAGGGCAUCGCGGUCGGCAAGUGGGCCUUUGUAGACUCAUACAGCUCGACGUACGGAAGAGCUCUGGACUAUGAGGUUGAAGGCCAACGCUGCAGGUUCUAUGUAUCAAGAAACAGUGUAAUUGGAGGUCUUGACGCAUGGCCAUUCCCCAGGAACUCUCCCGUUCACUCUCAGAUAUCAACCUCACUCAAGUGGCUGCGUUACUACGGCAUUCUGGAACAGAUUAAAUCCCGUUAUUACCAGUCCAGGUGUCAGACGACCAAAGGGCUCAAGUCUCGGGAGGGGCCUAACAAGAUGGAUAUAUUAAUGAUGCAGUCUAGUUUCUACGUGUUAGGUGUUGGCUGCUCCGUGGGGAUGUCCGUGUUUGUAGCCGAGAUAGUGGUGGUUACUCUGAGGAAGUACUGCUUGUGGUAAAUGUUGGUUGGUGUUGGUGGUGGUGACUGUAAGGAAGUACUCCUUGUGGUAAAUGUGGUGGUGGUGGUGGUGACUGUGAGGAAGUACUGCU
Homarus americanus (American lobster) is the source of this 3282-nucleotide messenger RNA. RefSeq lists its product as uncharacterized. Gene Ontology annotation, cellular component: membrane. The transcript is spliced from 16 exons. Bases 156 to 3191 code for a protein of 1011 amino acids. Lineage: Eukaryota; Metazoa; Arthropoda; Malacostraca; Decapoda; Nephropidae. Gene Ontology annotation, molecular function: glutamate-gated receptor activity. The record is from RefSeq and is a predicted model, not a curated record.